This is a messenger RNA of Chrysemys picta bellii (western painted turtle), 972 nucleotides long. NCBI's taxonomy places the organism in Eukaryota, Metazoa, Chordata, Testudines, Emydidae. The record is from RefSeq and is a predicted model, not a curated record.
AUGACCAUGCACCCGAAUGUAAUUGUACAACAACUCUCUGUUCGAUAUUUUCUCAAGGAAUGUAUUACCUUUAUCCCUUCAACAUAGAGUAUCAUAUUUUAGCAUCCACAAUGCUCUAUGUCCUGUGGAAGAAUAUCGGACGCAAAGUAGAACACCACCACCAACACAAAAUACUGUUCAAGUUUCAUGGCAUAACAGUGGGCACGAUUUUUGGACUAAUUGUGCUGAUUAGCACAAUAGCAGUCGUUGUUGUGUACUUAAUUCAGAUAGGACGUUCGAAAAUCAAGAGUGAGUUAGCACUUACUAUGUUUUACUUAUAUGCUAUCUCCGUACUGACUCUUAUGUGUGCAACUGGAAUUGUCGCCCUUCUAAUUUACAGACUAGAAGAAAGAUCAAUGGAUAAUUCAAAAAAUCCUGCCAGGAAACUUGAUGCAGACCUAUUAGUUGGCACAGCUUCAGGUUCCUGGCUCCUCUCUUGGGGUUCUAUCCUAGCGAUUAUCUGUGCCCAGUCUCAUCCGAAAUACACAUGGUACAAUCUUCCUUAUUCCAUCCUGGUUAUUAUUGAGAAAUAUAUUCAGAAUCUCUUUAUCAUUGAGUCCAUACAUCGUGAACAGGAAAAAGUGAAUGAUGAUAUUAAAACUCUUCGAAUAGUAACUGUAUCCAGUGGGAGCACUCUGUCACUUACCCCAUCAUACAAAGAAAUUUACACUGGAGCAGCUGAUAUGGACAAUGGAAAGUUUCCAUACAUGUUUGAUGGGAAUAUCUACAUGAGAGAAAGAAGUGGCGGUGAUGGUUUUGAUGAAGUCAGGAGUCAAGCUAGCAGUCCAGUCACACACUCAACCUCCAAUUUCUCACUGUACAAUCGAAACUCAGUUAACAAUAAGAGGAGAAUCCUGAAGAACAUUGCAGCAUUUUUAUUCCUGUGUAAUCUUUCGGUAAGGUAUUUUGAAUGUAAUUCACAAAAUUAAUACC